AUGGCAAACAAGCCAUUUAACAAUCCGGUUGUCCAGCAAGUGGUCUCGCAGGAGAAUGGCGAGACCAAAGAAACCACACUGGAGGACAUUGAAACCAGAGACGGGGAGUACCGAAGGAGUUUCACGGCACGACACAUUCAUAUCAUAUCUCUCGGUGGUCAAAUAGGAGCAGGUUUGUUCAUCAGCUCAGGGAAGAACUUGAGGGAUGGAGGACCAGCCACUCUCUUCCUGGCCUUUGCAACAGUGUGCACUUGCGUUUUCGCAGUCUUGAAUACUGUUUCCGAGAUGACCAUUGCUUUUCCAACCUCUGGCAAUUACAUUGACUAUGCCGACCGGUUUGUAGAUCCUGCCUUAGCAUUUGCUGGAGGCUUCAGUAUGUGGUUAGGGUGGACAGCGAUUGUAGCCGCGGAAGCAACAUUCUUUUCGGUCAUCAUCAAUUAUUGGGCUGAGAACCGCGUGAAUGAAGCUGUAUGGUAUACUGUCUUCCUGGUGAUAAUGCUCGUUAUCUUCGCGCUUCCGAACACGGUCUUUGCUUGGUUCGAAUAUGCGACGAGCAUCAUGAAGGUGUUGGCACUUUUCGUAUUCAUCCUAGCUGGAUUCGCAAUGGUCCUCGGCGCCGGACCAAAUGGCUACCAAUUCUGUUCUUCUGUUCUUCUUGCAGUUCUCGCUAUCGGAGACAACACCUUUACUGGAUUUCUUGCAGGAGAAGCUAAGACCCCAAGGUUCUCGAUAGCGCAUGCCGUCAUACUUAUCCCAAUCCGCGUGACAGUCCUCUAUCUGCUCUCAAUGCUGUUCAUUGGAUUGCUAGUACCGGCAACAGAUCAGCGACUUCUUGGUGGAUCCGGCAGUGCGGCUUCGCCGUUUGUCAUCGCCUUAGCUGAGGCCGGUAUGCCUGGGCUCCCAGAAUUGUUAAAUGUGGUUAUCAUGUUCGCAGUAGCUGCCAUCGGAGCCGAGUCGGUCUUCGUUGCGUCGCGAAUCCUUCGGGCAAUGAGCCACCAGCGGCUUAUACCCGCGUGGGUAGCUCACGUUGAUCGUAAAGGUCGACCAAGAUGGGCACUUCUCAUCACAUACACUAGUGCCGUCGCGCUCACGUACUGCAACCUCAGCGCAGGAGGCAUUACUGUGUUCAACUGGCUUGCCCAGAUUGCAACAACUGGAUACUUCAUGGUCUGGGUAGUCAUCGGAAUCACUUCAUUCCGCUUUCGAGCAGCAUUGAAGGCGCAAGACGACCCUCUCUUCGAGCAAAGGUAUGCAUGGAGAUGCAAAUGGUGGCCAGUUCCGCCUGCGUGGCUUCUGCUCUGCUGCUCGCUAUACACGGGAUGCUCGUUCUACAUGGCAUUGUAUCCCAUCGGAUCCGACACUCCUUCGGCAUAUUCUUUCUUCCAGUACAUGAUCGGUACCGUACUUAUACUGGGGUUGGGGACCAUUUACAAAGUAGUUUUCAGGACCAAGCUGAGAGAUCCGGAGGGGGUAGAUUUGCGAACUGGGCGGCGACUGUUGAGUGAGGAGGAGAUCAAGAUGCUGGACGACUACUAUGGGUCGUCUAAAUGGCGUCGGCUUGCUGCCUUUCUGCAGCUGUGGUAG
Molecule: messenger RNA, 1584 nt
Organism: Pseudocercospora fijiensis CIRAD86
Lineage: Eukaryota; Fungi; Ascomycota; Dothideomycetes; Mycosphaerellales; Mycosphaerellaceae
Exons: 6
Coding region: 1-1584 (527 amino acids)
Biological process (GO): amino acid transmembrane transport
Cellular component (GO): membrane
Molecular function (GO): amino acid transmembrane transporter activity
Source: RefSeq, a predicted model, not a curated record